Chelonia mydas (Green sea turtle) is the source of this 2772-nucleotide messenger RNA. It is a transcript of the gene GPR84, whose product is annotated as G protein-coupled receptor 84. Lineage: Eukaryota; Metazoa; Chordata; Testudines; Cheloniidae. Gene Ontology annotation, cellular component: membrane. Gene Ontology annotation, biological process: neuropeptide signaling pathway. Gene Ontology annotation, molecular function: urotensin II receptor activity. The record is from RefSeq and is a predicted model, not a curated record. The coding region runs from base 502 to 1698 and encodes 398 amino acids. The transcript is spliced from 3 exons.
UCUCCAAACAAAGCUGCAGCCCUGCAGCUCGCCAGCACCCAGGAAGGAGGAAGUUACCUCACUGGCUUUGGCAACUCAGGGCUUUUCUCUCUUGCUGCCGGGGCGUGAAGCCCAUAAAUAGCUGGCGGAUGAGGCUGUGCCGGCAGAUCGCUCCAAGCACAGCUGGACACAUCUGCCCCUCGGCUUGACUGGAGUGACUCUCGGUCAGCGUAACACAGGAGGGUUUAUUGAGCGUCUGAACCCAGCACAGGAAACUCUCAGGCCUGGCCUCCCUCAGCACAGCACAUCUAGGUCUGUCCCGCAUGCAGGUGGGCGCUGGCUGCUCCCUCCUCCUGGCGCAGAGACCCCCUCCUUCCAGCCGAGGCAUCCGAUAUCACCAGCCCCAACAGCUUCUCCCCGACCUUUGUCUUCCGUCCCAGUUCCUAGAAGCCAAGGAUCUAGGCCAGGACUGUGCUCCAGGACCUGACCCCUCCCCGAGACCCGAUCCUCCCACUCCCUGAGAUGAUGGUGAACGUCACCAUGGAUAACUUCUCGUGCUACGAGGCAUCCAUCGUGGGGUACCGCUAUGUGGCCGUGAGCUGGGGUGUGGUGGUCACCGUGGUGGGCACGCUGGGCAAUGUGCUGACCCUCCUGGCCUUUGCGGCCGACGCCAAGGUGCAGACCCGCUUCAACCUGCUCAUCGUCAACCUGACGCUGGCCGACCUGCUGUACUGUGCCUUGCUGCAGCCCUUCUCUGUGGACUCCUACCUGCACCUGCACUGGCGGGCCGGCCCCAGCUUCUGCCGUGUCUUCGGCAUGCUGCUCUUCGUCUCCAACUCAGUCUCCAUCCUGACGCUCUGCCUCAUCGCCGUCAGCCGCUACGUGCUCAUUGCCAACCCAGCCCUCUUCAACCGGGUCUUCUCGCGCCUGGGCGUGGGGCUCGUGGCCCUGGGCACCUGGGUCCUCGGCUUCGCCAGCUUCGCCCCGCUCUGGCCCGUCUUCGUGCUGGUGCCCAAGGUCUGCACCUGCAGCUUCCACCGCAUCAGGGGCCGGCCCUACACCACUAUCCUGAUGGCCUUCUACUUUGUGGUGGGCCUCAGCUGCGUGGGCAUCUUCUACUUCCUCAUCCACCGCAAGGUGAAGGGGGCGUCCCACGCCAUGGACCACUACAAGCUGAAGAAGGCCAGCCUGAAGGGGGCUUAUGUCGCUGGGGCCAGCUUGGCCACGCCAGGCCAGUUUGUGGAGCUGGACAGCGGUGUGGACACGGGCGUCUCCCAGCCCUCCAGCAUCUCGGAGCAGGGCCACACCUCCAAGACGCUGGUCAUGGAAAAUGGCCCAGCCCCAGCCCUCACCCCAGCCCCUGCCCCCACCCCUGCCCCCGCUCCUGCCCCCGCUCCUGCCCCCGCUCCUGCCCCCGCAGCUCAAAAGCUCAAAAGCCUGCCCUCCCAGCCCAAGGACAGCAACAAGGAAUUCCGGAAGGUCACCCGCAUGUGCUUCGUGGUCUUCCUCUUCUUUGUCCUCAGCUACAUCCCCUUCCUCCUCCUCAACAUCUUCGAUGCCAAGAACCGGGCGCCCACAUGGUUGCACAUGGUGUCCGCCAACCUGACCUGGCUGAACAGCUGCAUCAACCCCGUGCUGUACGCCGCCAUGAACCGCCAGUUCCGCGAGGCCUACAAGCGUGUGAUCUCCACCAUCUCGCGCCGCCUCCGGUGCCUCUGAGGGCUGGGGUAGCAGGGGGGCAGGGCUGCCCCAGGUCAGAAAGCUGCCUUGGUGCUGCCCUGCCCCCCUGGGGGACCCCAUAUCCUGUCUUGCCCCAGAGGAGGACAUUGGACCCAAGCACAGACUCAUGCCAGAUGCAAGCUUUGCCCUGCCCCAGUGCCUCCUGCUGGUGGCAAGAGGAACUGCCCUGUCUCUAGGGGGGUGGCAGGGGCAGGUUGGUGCUGAGCCCUGCCCCACAUGGGCCGCCAGUUAUGGGCUCUGCACUGCCUUCGCAGAGUGCUAGCGUGGACUGUCCCUUUACCCACCAUCCUUGGCCUGGUGAGGUGGUAGAGGCUGGCUGGGCCCUGCCUUCCCAGCUCUAUUUAUUGUCUGUUCCUGAUUUACACCUUGUCAUUUUUGUAUCACUACCUCAAUAAGCGGAUCCCUGCGUGUCUAGUAUUGGCUGCAUUGCCUGUUCCCAGCCAGCGAACAAGCCCUCCAUCGGCUGUGGGGUGGGGAGGCCUGGGGCCAGGGCCAACCAUAGGUCUGGGCUAUGUGCGUAUCCAAGUACCAAGUGUGGGGAGGGGAUGGGAAGGGGAGGGGAUAUGUCAUAAACACAGAGAUAAGGAUAACAUAAAAUCCCUCCUGGGAAGCUGUACUAAAUUGCUUUACCUGUAAGGGGUUAAGAAGCUCAAAUAACCUGGCUGGCACCUGACCAAAAGGACCAAUAAGGAAAGAAGAUACUUUCAAAUCGGGGGCGGGGGGGUUGUGCUCUCUUUUUUUGUUCUCUCUCUUAACGCAGAGAGAGAGACCAGGCAGGUAAAACAUCUCCUGAAACAUACCUGAAAUGAUUCAUCUAAGAUUACAAAAAUUGUAAGCAAGGGCAAGGAAAUACAUUAAAUUAUCUUUUGUUUUAGCCUGUGAAUUUUCCCUAUGCUAAAAGGUAGUUUUAUUCCUGUUUUUUAAAACUGUGAAGCUAAGUCCAGAGGGGAGUCCUCUGCAUUUUAAAUCUUUUUAUUUUCCUGUAAAGUUACCUUCCAUCCUGAUUUUGCCGAGGUUCUUUUGCUUUUUUCUUUAUAAUAAAGUCCUUCUUGU